UGAUGGGAUCCCCGGUCCCGUUCUCUGAGUCUGUGCAAGCACCUACGCUCCCCGCUUGCUGGGGUGGCGUGGCUGGCCAGUGCCGUGCGGCUGGAGGGGGAGGCGAGCCCCAGCUCUGGAACAGCUGGGGUGCCGCUGCCCCUUGCGCUUUAGCCAUCUGCCCACCUGCUAAGGUGCCGCUGUGGCCUGGGAGUGAGGAGAGUUGCUUGCUCUCUUCCUUGGGCUUCAAGAGCACCGAAGAAAGCCUGGGUACUAGGAAGGAAGUAUCCUCUCAAUUGUCAGCCCUAAGCACCUGCUGAGCGGAUGAGAUUCAGGCAGGUGACUAGACCAGAAGAGUCGUUAGGCUUGCUUCAUAAAAGCCAUCAAAAGUACAGAGCUAUUCUGAAGAAAGAAAAGCGAAAAAAAAAGCGGCAGGCGCUUGCCAAACUAAGAGACUCAGAAGCUACAGAAAAAGAUGAAUCGGUGUCUGAGGAGGAAGAGGAGGAGCUGGAAGAAGAGGAGGAAGAAGAAGAAGAAGAAGAAAAAAAACUUGAGGCAGAAAGACAAAAACUACAUGAGCAGUGGUUGCUGAGAGAAGAAAAGGCCCAAGAAGAGUUCAAGCUUAAGAAAGAAAAAGAAGAGGCUGCACGGAAACGCCAAGAAGAAGAAGAGGUGAUGUAUAAAUUCAGUGUGACAGUUGUAUUUGCAGUAAGUUAGACUUAGUGUAAAAUCUGUUACUGUUCUGUAAUGGACCUAGUUUUCCUGAGACUCUCUAAAAGGAGGAAGAUCAAAGAAGAAUGGGAAGAGCAGCAAAGAAAAGAGAGAGAAGUGGCACAGCAGAAGCAACAGGAGAAGAGAGAAAGAGAGGCAGCUGUGCAGAGGAUGCUGGAUCAAGCUGAAAGCCAGCUGGAGAAUGGUGUGACUUGGCAUAACCCAGAGCCCCCAGAGAAUAUAGGAACAGAGAAGGACAGAGCAAAUUGCCCAUUCUAUAUUAAAACAGGUUCCUGCCGAUUUGGAGACAGGUGUUCUCGCAAGCAUAACUAUCCAACAUCUAGUAAGACACUACUCGUCCGAGGGAUGUUCAUUACUUUUGGCAUGGAGCAGUGCCGGAGGGAUGACUAUGACACAGACGCGAGUCUCGAGUACAGUGACGAGGAGACCUACCAGCAGUUCUUGGAGUUCUACGAGGACGUGCUCCCCGAAUUUCAGAACGUGGGGAAGGUUGUUCAAUUCAAGGUCAGUUGCAACUACGAGCCUCACCUACGAGGAAAUGUGUAUGUCCAGUAUCAGUCGGAGAAGGACUGUCAGGCAGCUCUUGCUCUGUUCAGUGGACGAUGGUAUGCAGGCCGACAACUUCAUUGUGAAUUUUGUCCUGUGACAAGGUGGAAAACUGCUAUAUGUGGCUUAUUUGAAAGGCAGAAGUGUCCAAGAGGGAAACACUGCAACUUUCUUCAUGUAUUCAAAAAUCCAAACAAUGAGUUUUGGGAGGCCAAUAGAGACAUACGUAUUUCUCCUGAACGGACUAAUCAGUUGUCUAAAAACUCUGAAAGGAGAAACAGAACGAGCCAUCGUGAUGACUAUUACAGCCGGUCGAGGAGAAGGGGCAGCCCAAGCCCAGAUCAUUCUUACCGGAGAAAUGGAGAAUCCGAGAGAAAAAAGAAUCGCCGCAAAAACAAGCGAAGGCGCCGGUCUGGCAGGUCAAGAAGUCGAGAAAGGAGGAGGUCUCGCAGCAGGGGGAGAAAGAGGAGAGGCCGCAGUCGCAGCAGAAGUCAUAGUCGAACACGCAGUAGGAGCAGAAGUCGGAGUUCCUCUCGAUCCAGGAGCAGGGGUAAAAAGAGGUCAAGCAGCAGAGGAAAAAAUAGUGAAACUCCCAAAACAAAGUGAGAAUUACUUUUAGAAGUUGCUAAUUGAUCAAACAUAGAGCUGACAAAGAAAUCUUUCCAAUAGGGCACCAGAUAUAUUUGAGUUUCAAAUAAAGUGUUCUUGCACAUUAAAAUGUUUCUUCCUAAUAAAGGAACCUAGUUCAUUGUGUGCUAAGCUUCAGAAAAUUAAAAGUUUAAGUCCUAUAUGAGGUGUGAAUGUCAAGUACUCUAGCUACUCUGUCCCUCUGAACUGCUGCAACAUCUGGAUGCAUACCGAGUACAAAUAGAAAGAGAAGUAAAGCUUAUUUGGUAUAUGCUUAUUUCUGUGUUAUGUGUGUGUUAAGUGUUUACUCCCCCUGUAAGGAGUUAGUACAGAACAGCCAGCGUGCUGUAAAUUCACACCACGGCACACUGCAAAUGGAAGUCUGUGUAGAAGACUGCCGUUGCUAUUUUCCGUCUGUUUAUGGGAAAUCUCUUUCUAGACAAAGUAAAUAUAAUCAUGCUAUGAGCUGGAGAAAAGGGAUCUAAAAGACAUCACUGUUUGAUUGUACAAUACUUGCCCAGUAGGAGCUUUGUGGUCAUAAGUGUUGGAUUUUUCUCUCUCCCCUGCCUGAGCUGCUGAGCUAAUUGACUGUAGGGAUUGCAGUAGACUAAAGCCAAGUAGGCAGUACACAGAAAAACAAUCAGUUCAUUCAGUACCUUAAUCCUCACGUUAAGAGUGGGAGACCUUGCACUUGUAACCCUCGAGUGAGGAUAGAAAAUACUUUGCAUACCUCUUGGUUGCAAACCAUUUGUAGUUGCAAACAACCUGCCUAACCUGUGACGGAGCGGUGGAAAAGUGUACGCCUGGUAACGUAAGAUGCGUAUGUGUAGCUGUGAAGGCUCAAGAUGGUUGUGGAGUGGCUAAAGAAACUGAAGGGUUUACACCUGCAAUGAGACUUAAAGCCUUUUUAGGCGUAUUUUACAAGCAGUUUAAGGCACCCUACUGCCUAGCUUCCCUACGGUCAAGGUGGAGAGUAGGGUACAUAAAAAUGAAGUUAUCGGGACAAAGCCGUUUUGAACUGACAGCUGUAUUAGCAAAGUACCUGUGAUUAGAUAAAUCCUUACAAAUAUUUCUUCACUUUUAAAUGACAGGUUUGUGCUGUUGGAUGGACUGUACGUCACACUGCUUAACUUCAGGCAUUUAACUUGGGCACCAAGGUGUCCUUAGGCGCUUGGGGAGCACGGUUUGUGGCGCUGAAGGUGCAGGUGCCCUGGACAGUCUGCAGAGAGACCUCCCUCUCUCCAGCCUCUCCAAAGACCUUGGGCUCCUGCCUUUAGAGUACAGUUCAGACCACCUAAGUGAGAUGCCUAUAGUAGACAUGAAGUGCUCCCAAACAGAUACUCAUCAUGACUCCAGUAAAGUUCCACAGAAAAUCUGGUUAUCCAACCUUUACAGUAGCAUUCCUCUCAGCAAGAACAUUUGUUUCCCGCCCUUCCCCAGGAUAGUUAGGAGUGAAUGAACAUUGCUUCUGGAUAUAAUAUAUAUAUUUUUGCUUUUCUAUGCAUACUGCGCCUAGCAUGCCGAUUAUACGUUUUUCCUUCUUUUCAUGUGUAACUUGUCCAAUAUGGAGUAAUACAACAAAAGUGCUAUAUAUUGAUGUUCAGUUCAAACCCAACUUUCACUAUAUAUUGUCAUAACUGUAGGCGGAAUUGUAGCUUAGUUAAUUUGAUUAAAUGUUUUAGUUAUUAACAGAUGUAGGAAUUGUAAUUUAAUAGCAUAAGUUUUGAAAUAACAACCUGUUUGAAAGGCGUAUUUCCAAGGAUAGACAGCACUAAGUUUUAAAUGGUAUUUCAGAAAUUUGUGACCACCGGUUUCUCAGAAGGUGUCUUUUUCUGACUAGACCUUACAGGCAGAUUUCCCCCCAGGUUUCUAUUUUUUCACAGAUGCUCUCUUGUCUAGUUGGGUUGCUUGUGCAGAACGCGGCAAACUCUGGCUCAGUUGCCCAGAGCAGAACUGAGCUGGCCUUUCCUGCUUGCCGAGAGGCACCUCCAGUGGGCCAAUGGCCUCCUCCUUUCGCCAGUGCCGCCUUGCCUCCCCCACAACUGGUGCCACUGGGCUUGGCUGGCCGCUUAGGGCUCUCGGGUGGAAGAGUUGACUCGGGCCGGCUGUGGUACCUGGUACGUCCUGCGGCAGGUGGCCGCUGAGCGUUAUCCCAGCCAAACGGAUUACCCAGCUCAAACAGAAGCGGUGGGGUGGGUGGUGGGAACCUGCGACCGGUCGGGUGAAACGAGCAAAGCAGGCCUCUGCAGGAUUAGAACCUACAACUAAGACCCAUGUGAGAAUUCCACAGGUGAUUAGGCUCCUUGUCCCCACGGUUUUGUAACGGGAUCUGGGAAGCUGAGCUGCUGUAUUUUUUUAAGGAAAAAAAAAAAGUUCUUGUAAUUAAAAAAA
Egretta garzetta (little egret) is the source of this 4275-nucleotide messenger RNA. RefSeq names its product zinc finger CCCH-type, RNA binding motif and serine/arginine rich 2 (gene ZRSR2). Lineage: Eukaryota; Metazoa; Chordata; Aves; Pelecaniformes; Ardeidae. The transcript is spliced from 12 exons. The record is from RefSeq and is a predicted model, not a curated record. Gene Ontology annotation, biological process: mRNA splicing, via spliceosome. Gene Ontology annotation, molecular function: metal ion binding; pre-mRNA 3'-splice site binding. Gene Ontology annotation, cellular component: spliceosomal complex; U2AF complex.